Molecule: messenger RNA, 207 nt
Organism: Bipolaris zeicola 26-R-13
Lineage: Eukaryota; Fungi; Ascomycota; Dothideomycetes; Pleosporales; Pleosporaceae
Exons: 1
Source: RefSeq, a predicted model, not a curated record
UCCAGCAGAUUCGCAAGCAGAAAGCCACUCAUAUUUCGAGAGACUGUUGAAGCAACAGUUUCAGUACAUCCGAUAUCAGUAAUGACUUCGCGUUCCAUGUGUGAAUUCGCGUUCACUUAUUUCAAUCAACGGGUCACAUGUGUGCUUCUUGGUAUGGCGACAUGGUCUAUCUUCGGUUCAAGUCAUGAUUGGCACAUAGCGAAGUGA